Messenger RNA from Ooceraea biroi (clonal raider ant), 2267 nucleotides. RefSeq names its product bifunctional methylenetetrahydrofolate dehydrogenase/cyclohydrolase, mitochondrial. Gene Ontology annotation, molecular function: methenyltetrahydrofolate cyclohydrolase activity; methylenetetrahydrofolate dehydrogenase (NAD+) activity; methylenetetrahydrofolate dehydrogenase (NADP+) activity. Lineage: Eukaryota; Metazoa; Arthropoda; Insecta; Hymenoptera; Formicidae. The record is from RefSeq and is a predicted model, not a curated record. Gene Ontology annotation, cellular component: mitochondrion. Gene Ontology annotation, biological process: tetrahydrofolate interconversion.
UGCCCCGCCUGGCGGUUUUCCAAGCGGUGCCAUCGCGACGUUGUGACAGUCAAUAUGAGUUCGACAGAAUCGUCGACCCGGCGCGACGAACGGCCACUUUUCCGCGCGAUUUUUACGAUCGGAGGGAAGUUGAACCGGUUGAACCGGUCUAAUCGCUCGCCUUUCACUUGAGGUCUCGCAACGCGGAAUUCCUAUCGCGUGUUAUCGCGCGUAUCGACCCCCUGCGGAUCGUCUUUCGUGAUGGCUGUUUAUCUAAACAACGCGGUCCUAUUAUCGCGGACGUGCGUGUCGGGGAUUGCACAAGCCUCCUGCUAUGGCUCGAACCGCUCGUCGGCGUGCGUAACUCUCAUUCGACCACGGCACACGCUACCACGUGCUUCAGAACACCGAGCGAGUCCGAUGAAGCGGCAAGAGCAGCAGCAAGCCAUGUUCUCCUGGAGGAACAUCUUCUCCGUCGUCUCGCAGAGAUUCGCGAGGAAGCUGCACUUGUCGAAGACUCGGCAAGAAGCAGUGAUAAUAGACGGGAAGAAAAUAGCGGAGGAGAUUCAGGAUGAAUUGAAGGCCGUCGUGUAUACGUGCAUAAGUGCUGGAAAGAAGAGGCCAAAGUUGGUGGCAAUACUAGUAGGCAAUCAUCCGUCUAGCAAGGCCUACAUCGGCAGGAAAAUGCAAGCGGCGAAAGCGAUAGGAAUCGAGAGUUAUACCAUCCAUCUGGGAGAAAGCAUAUCGCAAGCGGAGCUGCUCAAGGAAAUCGACACUUUGAACAAGGAUCCUUCGGUCGACGGUGUUCUGGUUCAGUUACCAUUGCCAAAGGGGAUGAACGAGAGGGAAGUGUGUCAGGCGAUAACCCCCAAAAAAGACGUCGAUGGUUUUCAUCUGCAGAAUCUCGGGAAUCUGACGCUGGACAAUAGCAGUAUCGUGCCAGCCACUGCCCUGGCUGUCAAAGAAUUGGUCCUCAGGAGCAAGAUCGAGACUUUCGGCAAGAACGCCGUGGUCGUGGGUAGAUCGAAACAUGUUGGACUGCCUAUCGCGCUAUUGCUUCACGCUGAUGGCAAAGGCGAAACGGGCGCGCUCGACAUGACGACGACGAUCUGCCAUCGUCACACACCUCACACGGAGCUGGAAAAGUUCACGAAAUUGGCGGAUCUGGUCGUCGUAGCCGCCGGGGUUCCCGGCCUCAUCACCAAGGAGAUGAUAAAACCCGGCGCUUGCGUGAUCGACGUGGGAAUCACCAGAGUAAAGACGGCCGACGGCAAGUAUCGUCUGGUGGGUGACGUGGAUUAUGACAACGUAAAGGAGGUCGCCGGACACAUCACGCCGGUACCUGGCGGCGUGGGCCCCAUGACGGUCGCGAUGCUGAUGAAGAACACGGUCACCGCUGCCAUGAGCAACCAGGAAGACGUGAAGCAGUCUGAUCAGUUAGAAGAAGAUAGCAAAGCAUUUGUCUAUUGAUACCAGCGGCCUGAUCGAUCCGAUAGGAAAAUUUCUGCACGAUAGAUGUUUUCGUGUACUUGCACGCGAAGAAAGUAUUAUUCCGAGAAAGUUGUACAAAGCCGUUUUCAUUAAUUUAUGUAGCAUUCAGAACAUAUUUUAGAAUAUUGCGUAACAACUGGCCAUGUGAAUAAUUAGCAAUUUGAUAUGAAGGUAUCGGAGACAACAUUAUUAGGACAAAAUUAUCAGGUGUUCCUCUGGAGAGAGAGAUGCGCUUUAUUACGGUUUUUCUCUAUCUGAAAUGAGAACUGCUUGAACUGCUUAUGCUUUGUGCUUGAAAAGGAUUUUACUUAUCUUUCCAUUAAGAUAAAGGAAACAAAAACAAGCGGCGAAGGACGUGCUUUAGCGAUAAAUAUUGAUUCGUUCUAAAGCUAUUCAUUUUUAGUGUUCUGUUUUGUACGAUACAUGAGAUGAAUUGUCACUUGUAACGUCUCCUGACGUUUGACUUGUUGCUACACAGCAAUUUUAAUGUAGAAUAUUUAGCUUGCAUAAAUUUCGAUAUUCAUUGAGUUAUUAAUAAUUUCAGUUCAAUCAAGUUAUAAAUGAUAGAACUUGAUAGCUUCACAAAAAUUAUGAUUUUUUUCUGAUUUUGUGUACUAUUGAAGUUAUAUUAGCAAUCUUUAAGAAAAACCAAUUGUUUACGAGAUUUUAUGUAUCACACUGACUUUUAAAUUCGAAACUUUAGUUAACUUAAAAUUCGUGGAAGAUGAUUUUUGUCACAAGUGCCUCUUCUUAACAUUGUUAAUAAUAAAAAUAAAUAUAUCUUAUAUAAAAAUAAA